CUGCUGUUCGCAACCGUCUUCAGUUUCAUUUAGAAUUCCGAGGCGUAUACCACACGAGCUAACGGGAGUCGCGAAAUUUGUUAUCAAUAUGUUCAAAUCUUAUCAGCUGGUGCUAAGCAUGGCUCUGCUGUUUGGAUGUCUUAACCUUGAGACUAGAUCAUUUGCACGAAACUUCCAUACGAAUCUUCGACGCUCAAACUCGACAUAUGUGAAGCCGGCGACCAACUAUCAGCCCUGGGUUGGUCCGGGAUUUAAUAGUACCCGACCAAGAUUCAAUGAGACGCGAGUUGUCCAGCCCUUGCAGAGUAGUCCCCAGUAUGGAGCGCCUUACCAGGGAACAGCUCAACAGCCAAACAUAGGCUUCCAUGACAACUUCGUCGGUUCUGGGCAAUUCCAACCCAGUGGCACAUAUGGAUUCGGAACGUUUUCAAAUGGCACAACACAUGGCAAUUUCACCUAUCACAAAGGUGGACCGUCCAAUGGCACCUAUCCCUACGGGAAACUAUUCAAGCUGUGGUAGAAUCAAACACAACACCAACUUAAAAUAAAACAACACUUCAAAAAUAA
Drosophila virilis is the source of this 567-nucleotide messenger RNA. RefSeq lists its product as uncharacterized. Lineage: Eukaryota; Metazoa; Arthropoda; Insecta; Diptera; Drosophilidae. The record is from RefSeq and is a predicted model, not a curated record.